This is a messenger RNA of Athalia rosae (coleseed sawfly), 1630 nucleotides long. RefSeq names its product casein kinase II subunit beta (gene CkIIbeta). Gene Ontology annotation, cellular component: protein kinase CK2 complex; cytoplasm. The transcript has 5 exons. Lineage: Eukaryota; Metazoa; Arthropoda; Insecta; Hymenoptera; Athaliidae. The record is from RefSeq and is a predicted model, not a curated record. Gene Ontology annotation, molecular function: protein kinase regulator activity. Bases 277 to 942 code for a protein of 221 amino acids.
AUAAGAAAGGGCCCUACUCUAUCGACGCUAUUACGCCCGUCCUCAUCGCAGUUUGAUAAGUUUCGUCUUCCGUCUCGCCUGGAUCUUGAUCGCCGAUUCAAUAAAUCGAUAUCGAUAUUCUCUCCAAUUCGAAGUACUGUUACUAUUCUACAAAAUGUUUUGGUGAUCCAGAGAAAUAGUGUUCAAUCAUCUCAAUACAGCUGGUAGCAAACGCUAGCAGCGACACCUACCCUCUCUGGGCAAGCAAGCGUGGCUAAUCAAGGCACCAAAAGAAAAAUGAGCAGUUCCGAGGAGGUAUCAUGGAUCUCGUGGUUCUGCGGGCUCAGAGGAAAUGAAUUCUUUUGUGAGGUGGAUGAAGACUACAUUCAAGAUAAGUUUAAUCUCACAGGACUGAAUGAACAGGUGCCACAUUAUCGUCAGGCUCUGGAUAUGAUUCUAGACCUUGAACCUGAUGAUGAAAUCGAUGAUAAUCCAAACCAAUCGGAUUUAAUAGAGCAGGCUGCUGAAAUGCUUUAUGGUCUUAUUCAUGCCCGUUACAUUCUCACAAACCGAGGCAUAGCACAGAUGAUUGAGAAGUAUCAGUCUGGAGAUUUUGGCCACUGUCCACGAGUGUAUUGUGAGUCGCAACCAAUGCUUCCACUGGGACUCAGUGACGUGCCAGGAGAGGCCAUGGUGAAAAGUUAUUGUCCCAAAUGCAUGGAUGUAUAUACGCCUAAAAGUUCACGCCAUCAUCACACUGACGGCGCAUACUUCGGGACUGGAUUCCCACACAUGCUGUUCAUGGUUCAUCCUGAAUAUCGGCCAAAGCGUGCUACUAAUCAGUUUAUACCAAGGUUAUAUGGAUUCAAAAUCCAUCCUUUGGCAUAUCAGAUUCAACAACAAUCUGCUUCAACCUUCAAAGCCCCAUCAAGAACUCUCACCUAUAAUAAUGGAAAGCGUUAAAAUUUUACUUAUAUUUGAAUUAGAAAAUUUUCAUUCGUUUUUCGUAAUACAAAUCAUAAUUUCGCUGACAUGUUUUAAGUAAGUUGCAAUUUUUUUAUCACCUUUCUUUGUUGUUAGAUAUCACUGAAUCCAAAUGAGCGAACAAAUCGUCAAUGGAGUACGUGCAAAUGUAAAUUUUUGAGUUCGAAACUUUGCAACUUGGUUUUACCGGUAUAUUUUGCUGAAUUUCGAGAAUACAUUACAUUCUUUAUUGUAUAGCCAAGUAAGACAAACAUCAAUCUUUGUCAAUCGUGUAUUCAAUUUGUAACGUGCGAUGCUGAUUGUAUACUUCACAUACAUAUAAAAGGAAAAGAAAACAAAGGAAAAACGAUAAACUGAAUAUGUGCAUUAUUAUCCAUGUUACACGCGGAAAGAAGAUUAUUAAAUAUGUAACUACAUCUAAGAAUUGAACGUACCGCUAUUAGCUGUCUAGCAGGUAAAAAAUGAGUCCUAAAAAAUCAUUUCGCAUAAUUAGUUGAUCUACAAUAAGAAUCAAUCAUUGAUGUAUUUCGGCCAUGAUUCGAGCAGUACCAGUUUUAAAAUUAUUGAGAUCACAACAACAAGUUGGACAAACAAAAAUAGUGUAUAAAUAAAAAAUGUUUGUUAAACAUAAUUUAAUUUAUACGUGAAUAAAUGACUACUAUAAAAA